AUGGAAUCGGAGGUACUUGAACGCAUCCAGAGUAUGAAACUAACUAUGGAUGAAGAUGAGGUCAUGGCAAUUUGGCCAGUGAGGAGAGACAAGAUUUUGGAGGAGUUCUCCCUAAGCUUGAUAGGAUGUUUCCUCACAUCAAAGUCCAUCAACUUUAGGGCGGCAAAGAAUCUGAUACGGUCUAUGUGGAAACUAGGGGAUGAUUUGAGGAUAGUAGAGAUGGGUGAUGGGAUUUUUCAGUUCAAGUUUUCAUUGGAAAGUCAAUUGGCGUGGGUGUGGAAUAAUAGUCCCUGGUGCUUUGACAACCACCUAUUGGCUCUCCGCCGAUGGGAAAAAGGAAUGACUGUGAGGUCAGUAACCUUUACGCAUCAACCAUUUUGGAUUCAAGUAUGGGGCUUGCCCUUUGAUUUAAUAACGGAAGAGGUAGGGAGGGAUAUAGACAAUGGCAUUGGGAAGCUAGUGGAGGUGGACUGCAAAACUUUCCAAACUGAACAAUCUCGCUUUCUUCGAAUUCGUGUGGAAGUACCAUUGGAUAAGCCGCUUCGACGAGGAUGCCUAAUGAUCAGUCCCGAAGGUGAUGAGGUUCGAGUGGCAUUCAGGUAUGAAAGGCUAGCUGGGUGGUGUUUUAACUGUACGAGGAUCGGCCAUGACCAUAAGGAGUGCCCAUCAACUGUUUCAACUGAAGGUGGUGAAAAACCUUAUGGGGAGUGGCUGAAGGCUGGAACUUGUGUGCGACAAGAUAGGCUGAAUGUACGACAGACACCAUCAUGA
This is a messenger RNA of Quercus lobata, 771 nucleotides long. RefSeq lists its product as uncharacterized. Lineage: Eukaryota; Viridiplantae; Streptophyta; Magnoliopsida; Fagales; Fagaceae. The transcript has a single exon. Bases 1 to 771 code for a protein of 256 amino acids. Gene Ontology annotation, molecular function: zinc ion binding; nucleic acid binding. The record is from RefSeq and is a predicted model, not a curated record.